Chenopodium quinoa (quinoa) is the source of this 1665-nucleotide messenger RNA. RefSeq names its product cathepsin B-like protease 2. Bases 341 to 1393 code for a protein of 350 amino acids. Gene Ontology annotation, molecular function: cysteine-type endopeptidase activity. Gene Ontology annotation, biological process: regulation of catalytic activity. NCBI's taxonomy places the organism in Eukaryota, Viridiplantae, Streptophyta, Magnoliopsida, Caryophyllales, Amaranthaceae. The record is from RefSeq and is a predicted model, not a curated record. The transcript has 11 exons. Gene Ontology annotation, cellular component: lysosome.
GUACUCUCUCCAAAAAAAAAAUAUAAUUGGUUCUUACCAAAAAAAAUUCAAUUGGCCCAACCCUUUAAUUUAAUUGUGUAUUGCUGAAAAAGAUUCCUGUCCUUGGUUUAGAAUCUGCAAAUUUUCACAUUACCAACACCUUAUCCUCUGCUAAAAAAAAAAAAAAAAAAUAUUAAUUUCUUGACUUUAUUUAGUUUUUUUCAUACCCAAAAAUAUCUUCUAAACUGUAUAAAUUGACAAGAAAGGUUCUCUAUUUUUCUGGGCAUCAUUUCCUUCUUCAUCCCCUUAAAAAAAAUUGUAGCUUUACUAGUUUUGAUUGAAGUUUUUCAGGGGAUCGAAGAUGGCCGCCUUUUUUCUGGGUUUUUCUCUGCUUCUUCUACUUGCUCCUUCGGUUAUUGUGGCCGAAUCAGUUUCUGAGCUGAAGCUGAACUCCAACCUUCUCCAGGACUCAAUAGUCAAUUCAGUAAAUACAAAUCCAAAAGCUGGAUGGAAGGCUGGCAUGAACCCGCGAUUCUCUGAGUUUACACUUGGCCAAUUCAAGCGCAUCUUAGGUGCUAGACCAACCCUGGAGAGUGAGAAGAGGAAUAUUCCUCUAGUGCAUCAUGACAGGUCCUCGAACUUGCCAAAAGAGUUUGAUGCCAGAAAAACAUGGUCUCAAUGUAGCACUAUUGGCAGAAUUCUUGACCAGGGUCACUGUGGUUCUUGUUGGGCAUUUGCUGCUGUUGAAGCUCUUUCAGAUCGUUUCUGCAUUAAUUAUGGCAUGAACAUCUCAUUAUCAGUUAAUGAUCUCUUGGCAUGCUGUGGGUUCUUGUGUGGAGCCGGAUGUGAUGGUGGGACACCCAUCUAUGCCUGGCGCUAUUUUGUUCACCAUGGUGUUGUCACAGAAGAGUGUGAUCCAUACUUUGACACCACUGGUUGCUCCCAUCCAGGUUGUGAGCCCGGUUACCCUACUCCCAAGUGUGUAAGGAAAUGUAUGGGUGGCAACCAAUUAUGGAGACAAUCAAAGCACUAUGGUUCAAAUGCCUACAGAAUUAAAAAAGACACAUAUCAGAUCAUGGCUGAACUCUACAAGAAUGGACCUGUUGAGGUGGCUUUUGAUGUUUACGAGGAUUUUGCUCAUUACAAAUCAGGAGUUUACAAGCACGUGACUGGACAAUACCUUGGAGGACAUGCUGUGAAGCUGAUUGGAUGGGGGACUACUGCUGAAGGAGAGGAUUAUUGGCUACUCGCAAAUCAGUGGAACAGAAGCUGGGGCGAUGACGGAUACUUCAUGAUCAGCAGAGGAACCAACGAAUGUGGCAUUGAAGAAGACGUGGUGGCUGGCUUGCCUUCACCCAAGAACUUGUUCAAGGUGGUAGGCGAAUCAGAUGAUGGUGUUUCUGCCUCCAUUUAAGCGAUGUGAUUAUUGCUCUCAUUGAUUGGCUUAUAUAACAUAUUUCAAAUCUGCAUCGUUGUAGGAAAUAUACACUAUUUGAUAUCUAAUGUUCAUUGGCAGCAAAUCAUAUUUGUAAUUUGUGAUUCAGAACAUUAAUGAAGAUCUUAGUUCUACAGGACAUGAUUCUUCAGAAUAAUUCUCAGUAGUCUAUAUGUAAAUGUCUUAUUAAAGAAGAAUACUGUUUGUUAUUAACCAAAUUAUCAAAGGGACACACCACUCCUUUUAAGUUC